Neohortaea acidophila is the source of this 2159-nucleotide messenger RNA. RefSeq names its product Pleckstrin homology domain-containing protein. The record is from RefSeq and is a predicted model, not a curated record. NCBI's taxonomy places the organism in Eukaryota, Fungi, Ascomycota, Dothideomycetes, Mycosphaerellales, Teratosphaeriaceae. Bases 126 to 1991 code for a protein of 621 amino acids. The transcript is spliced from 4 exons.
CAUCACUGUGUUCAGCUGUUUAUCUGCGUGUUUUCCUCUUCGAUAAGAUACCCCCUUACGUGUCACGAAGCGUCCUGCAUCGAACAACAAGAACGAAAACAAGCCCCCAGAAACUUCCAAUCAACAUGUCGACAGUCGAGAACAACUCUGUGGCAGACGCCCCGACGCUCGUUGCUCAGCACCCAGACACCACCGUUGUCUCUGCCGAUGGCGUGCCUCAUACCGACCCCGUCCUAGGCGCUGCUGCCGCCGCCGAGACCAAGCCUGAAGAGACGACGGCAGAUAGCCAGAUCCAAAGCGAAGCUGCUGCCGCUGCUGCCACUACUGAGGCACCCAAGGCUGAGGCCGCCGCCGUCCCGGUGAUUGAACCCAUCACCGAAGGCCUGCUGAACUACAAAGGCCCCGGUCUACUCAAAUCCCUCAUCCCCUCCAAGAAGGACUUCUGGCUGAGCGACGAGCCCGUCUCCCAGCACGCCCUCGGCUCCUACAUGCGCGGCGAGAAGCCUGAAGUCUCCCACCCCGUUGUCGCCUGGGCCAGCCAGACGGGCAAGGGCCUCCUCUUCUUCAACAAGAAGGGCGAUACCAACCGCACGCACCCCGGCCACGUCCUGGCCCUUUACGAGGCUGCGGACCUCCGCAAGCGCAACCCGCAGGAGAUCAGCUUCUCCAUCAAGGGCCAAGAGCAUGUGCUGAAGGCUUCCACCGACACCGAGCGUGAUGCGUGGUUCAUGUCCAUGGAGAAGUCUGCUGAGCUCGGCAAGGCUGCCAAGGCGGAGGUGGUGGAGAGUGAAGGGUACAAGGAGGAGCUGGAGAAGCUGAACAAGCCUCAUGUUGCCGCGACUGCUGCCGCUGUCGCCUCGAAGCGUGGUCAGUCCCAGCCGAAGAAGAGCUCCGAGGUUGAGCGCCAUGCAUCGGAGGAUGAGGCGAAGAAGGACAAGAAGGCUCGCUCGACGUCGCGUGGCAUGUUGAACCGCCUCAAGGGCAAGAAAGAGGAGGCAGAGGCCAAGAAGGAGGAGAAGGAGGCCGACAAGGAGAAUGCCAAGCCUGACAACGAGCACAAGACGGAGGAGGAGGUCGUUGCAGGUGCGGCGGUCGCCGGCACUGGUGCUGCUGUUGUUGGCACCGGUGCUGCCGCUGUUGAGCACUCCGAAGACAAGAAGGACUCCACCGAGUCUCCCGCUGAGGCCGCCAAGACCGAGGAGAAGACGAAGCAGGGCAAGCGUGGCUCCAUCUUCGGCAAGAUGGCUGGCUGGGGUGCCAUGAAGUCGCCUACGAAGGAGAAGGAUGCAGAGCUCAAGCCUGAGCCCAUCGCAGCCGCGCCCGUCGCCGCCGCCGAAGUGUCCAAGGACGGCGUGGCUGAGGAGGCCCCAGUGCUCCCUGAGACCGCCACCACCGAGCGCACCGACGCAGAAGCCGAGGCGGACAAGAUUGAGACCAAGGCCGAGGAGGAGGUGGCCAAAGAGAACGCAGUCGAGGAGCCGAAGAAGGAAGAGGUGGCCACGCCAGCCAAGGAGAAGAGCAGCUUCUUGUCCGGUCUCCUGCCCAAGCGCGGCCGAUCUGUCUCGCCAUCUCCCGCCCUCACCAAGAGCGAGCCUGAGGCGGCCAAGGAGGCUGCGCAAGAGCCAGUCAAGGCCGAGGAGCCGACUGUGGAGGCCGCUGCAGCAACCACGAGUGCCGAGAAGACUGAGGAGCCCGUGAAGACGGAGACGUCUACUGCCAACAAGCGUCAAUCCAUGCUCGGAUCCAUUGGUCGCCGUGCCUCGAAAGCCAUGAGCGGCAUGCGCGGAGCCAAGAAGGAGAACGCUGCUCCCGCCACCGCAGAGGAGACGACCACCGAUGCCGCUCCCGCCGCGACCACCACUGCGGCCGAGGAGGAGAAGACGGCGUCGGCCAUUGAUGGCGAGGUGAACGGCGUGCCGACGAUCGGCGAUGCCGUGCCCGCCGCCAUCCAAACUGAGCAGCAGGCUCCUGUCGUGACUGCCUCCGCAUAAUCAUCUGCAUUCUGCUCAAGACAAUGCUGACUGACGGGCUGCGAAAAGAUAGGCAGACGUUAAGAGCCGAGUGACGCCGAUGUCGACUUGCUCGGAUCGAUGCGCCGCGCCCGCCUUCUCUAGCGACACCCGCACACCCUGCUUUGCCCCGAACUGACGACCUGGCGC